Caenorhabditis sp. 36 PRJEB53466 is the source of this 3090-nucleotide messenger RNA. Lineage: Eukaryota; Metazoa; Nematoda; Chromadorea; Rhabditida; Rhabditidae. The record is from the annotation of a GenBank genome assembly.
AUGUCUACAAAGCUUAGGAACCUACUAUUUGCCAUUUCGAUCUUUUUGUGCUCCUCUAUACGGAUAGGUAACCUACAAAUUGCCAAGAGCCCGACUGCAGAAGUGUUUCAGGAAUCAUAACGAACCAUCAGUUGGAGCAUUCUGUCCGGACCGCAGUGAGUAUUAUCGUUCCGCGGAUAAAUGAGCAAAUCGUGAAGACUAGAGGAGUGUGCUUCAUCACUCACACAUCCUUCGUUAUUUUGCAAAACUCUCACGACAAUCUGAACCAGAGGAGUGAGGUUUUACUUCGAAAAUAUGUGCGAAUCCCGUUUUGUUUCAGUAUGCAGCUUGGCCAAGUCUGAAGUAACCGUGAUCAUUGGUGUUGUCGACCGAGAGAGCGGAUCGAUUAUCGAAGAACAAUGCGCCGAGUUGAACAUACUGUUCAUCCACUACUACUGGACGCCUGGCUACAAAAAGUAAGGACUGAAGGCGAAAAUUGUGGAAAACAAGUGAAAACUUUGACAGAAAGCCGCAAACAUCACUGAACUUGUACCCAUCGAUGGAGUACUCUCAACUCAUGGAGCGACUGAUCAAUUUGUGGCGAUGGGACACUUUUGUCUAUAUUUAUUCGAAUUAUGACGGCGUGUUUCGUAUUUUUGUGAUAGUGAACAGUCAUAAUUUCAGCACCAAAACAGCUUAUAGAAACGCUAUCUCACCUCGAGAAGAGUCCCGCACUUCUGAGAGCUCACACAUUGGACGACAGCAUGAUGGCGACCGCUCUUGCCCUACGAGAUACUUGUGAUCGGAACCGUUGCUGGCCCAAGAAGAACCGAGUGCUUAUAGAGCUAAGUCCAAACGAGACGCUCACUUUCUUCGACGCCUCACUGAAGCUGGGGAUGAUAAGUGUUCACAAUUGGUUCCUGAUCACAGCUCUGGAUGACCUCAAGGAUCAUCUGUCUCAGUACACUCACAAUGGAAUGAGAGUGUCCCUUCUGACUGUUUCGAAAGAGAAGUGGAAUCAAAACGACUUGGCAAUCAAUCUGCCUGACAUGUAUCAGGAGUAUCUGGCUCACAUCCCCACAAACCCUCGGACACCUUUUGUAACCCUGUCCACUUGAGUAACUUGAACUUGAAUAUUCUCCAUUUUCAGAAAGAUUUCGCGUUCAUCUUCGAUUCUAUUCUUCUUGCGUGUCACUCAGGUGACCGGAGAAUCAGGACAUGCGAGGACAAUGAAUCUGUGCUCGACUACAAACUCCCAAUAGUAAAGGUGGCUGAAGCUCAGAGCAAACUAGAGCACUGAAAAAAAAACGAUUUCAGCCGUUCAAAGGACUAACUGGAACUGUUUCAUUCAAUGGGACAAACGAACGAAGCGACAGUGAGCUGCACAUCUGGGAAAUGGGAAUCACUGGAGCGGGACUCCAUGUAAGCUAUAUCUUUUUGGGCGCGUUACUUAUUUCAAUGCUUUUAUUGUAGACUGGAACCUGGCGGUCGACCUGGGAAGGAUCGAAGGAACUCACGAUGAUGGCCAAGAAUAUACCCGGAACGCACGAGCACUACCAAGCAUCCGUUCGAGAAUCGAGGACUUUGAAAGUCACGUCAAUCCAUGAGCGUCCGUACGUUAUCGAAAAAAUCAUGCCGGAUGGACGCGUCAAACACGAGGGAUUUUGCGUGGACUUGCUUGACAAACUGGCAGAGAUGCUGCAUUUCAACUACACUCUCAAAAUUGUCAAGGACAACAAAUAUGGAGAACGGAAGAACGGAACUGACGAAUGGGACGGAAUGAUCGGGGAAAUUUUGAGAGGAGAUGCUGACAUGGCAGUUGCCCCGAUAACUGUCACUGCUACCCGACUGGAAGUCAUCGACUUCACCGAUCCGUUCCUUCAACUUGGGAUUUCGAUGUUGAUGCGUCAGCCGAAUCCGAAAGCCUCUUCGUCUCUGACCAGAUUCCUGUGGCCACUUUCUGCCAGGUUCGUUAAAAAACCCUCAAAUUUCAAAAUAAUCCGAUAUAUUUUUAGUGUUUGGACCUUCUCCGCAAUUGCAACUGUUUUGACCGCUCUGCUAGUGACUGUCGCAGCAGUUUUAUCACCAAAAGAGUCGACGACAGAGUUCAAGGUGCAAAACUCGGUGUGGUAUCUUGUUUGUAUUCUUUUGCGCGCUGGAUCUGGGUACAAUUGUCAAGCAGGAGCUACACGGUGAGCGAGAAUGGCUGGACAGACUGUUAAGCAUGUCUUCAGGUUGAUAUCAGCAGUAUGGUGGACGUUCACUCUGGUUCUAAUUGCUCAAUACACAGCGAACUUUGCCGCUUUGCUGACAGUAGACAGGAAGUCAAUGCCGUUCAAUGUAAGGAUAAUAUUUUCUUCAAAUUACACAGUUAUUGCUUACAGAGCUUUGAAGAACUUGGAAACCAGACAGAAUACAAUUUCGGAGCAAUAUUGGGCGGAUCAACAAUGCAGUUCUUCAAAUAUUCGAGAAUUGAGACAUUCCGUCGACUCUGGGAACACAUGCAAAGUGCGGAACCUUCCGCUUUCGUGAAGACCAAUCAUGAAGGCGUCAAAAGAGUUCUAAAUGAGAAGUUUGUGUAAUUCGAUAUCCGAAAGUUUAUCAGUUUCUUUUUAGAUACGUUUUCCUAAUGGAAUCGGCCACAUUGGACUAUCAAGUGACUCAAAAUUGCAAUUUGACAAGAGUCGGAAAUGUCGUUCUCGGAUCUAAUGGGUACAGUAUCGCUCUGCCCAAAGGAUCCAAAUGGCGAGAAAAGUUAACCAGACAGAUUCUGGACCUCAACGAGAAGGGAAUCAUUUUGAUGCUGAAGAAUAAUUGGUGGAAGAAAUCGCAACAGUGAGUUGGAGUGCUUCAGUUUUCGUUCAAAUUCAGUGUUUCAGAGAGUGCCAAUCGAGUGAACCAGAAGAUUUGCAAACUGCUCUUGGCGCUGAAAAUGUGUACGGUCUUUUUCUGCUCCUUGCUUUGGGAAGCGGGAUUGGCGUGUUGUGCGCAGUGCUCGAGCACACCCACUUUAUAUUUUUCGAAAAAAACAAACGGAAUGGCCAGACUCCGAAGCUACAACAGAUGAUUGAAACAAUUCACGCUGAAAUUCGCAAUUCCCCUAAAAUUUGA